CGGGUAGGAACAGACGUCACCUUCGCGCAGGGCGCUUCCGGUCCACGUGAGCGGGGUUUCGCGCCGGCUGCUGGCUGUAGGCUAGCGUCAAAAGGCUGAGUGGUGCAGGUUUUCUCAAGUUGCUAUUUCUCCUCCGGGACCAUGGCCACAGACUCUUGGGCCCUGGCGGUGGACGAGCAGGAGGCAGCUGUCAAGUCAAUGAGCAGUUUGCAGAUCAAGGAAGAGAAGGUCAAACCAGAUACCAAUGGUGUUGUCAAAACCAGUCCCACUGCAGAGAAGACAGAUGAGGAAGAGAAAGAGGACAGAGCUGCCCAGUCUUUACUCAACAAGCUGAUCAGAAGCAACCUUGUGGAUAACACGAACCAAGUGGAAGUGCUGCAGCGGGACCCCAGCUCCCCUCUCUACUCGGUGAAGUCUUUUGAAGAGCUCCACCUGAAGCCACAACUUCUCCAGGGAGUCUAUGCCAUGGGCUUUAAUCGACCAUCCAAGAUACAAGAGAAUGCAUUACCCAUGAUGCUCGCUGAACCCCCACAGAACCUAAUCGCCCAGUCUCAGUCGGGCACUGGAAAAACAGCUGCCUUUGUCCUGGCCAUGCUCAGCCGAGUGGAACCAGCAGACAGACACCCUCAGUGUCUGUGCCUCUCCCCGACAUAUGAGCUGGCGCUUCAGACGGGAAAAGUGAUUGAGCAGAUGGGCAGAUUUUAUCCAGAGCUCAAGCUCGCUUAUGCUGUUCGAGGCAAUAAAUUGGAAAGAGGUCAGAAGAUCAGUGAGCAGAUUGUCAUCGGCACCCCCGGGACCGUCCUGGACUGGUGCUCCAAGCUCAAGUUCGUUGACCCCAAGAAGAUCAAGGUGUUUGUGCUGGAUGAAGCCGACGUGAUGAUAGCUACUCAGGGCCACCAGGAUCAGAGCAUCCGCAUUCAGAGGAUGCUGCCCAGGAACUGCCAGAUGCUGCUUUUCUCUGCUACCUUCGAAGACUCUGUGUGGCAGUUUGCCCAGAAAGUGGUCCCAGACCCCAACAUCAUCAAACUGAAGCGCGAGGAGGAGACCCUGGACACCAUCAAGCAGUAUUACGUCCUGUGCAGCAACAGAGAUGAGAAGUUCCAGGCUCUGUGCAACCUCUAUGGGGCCAUCACCAUCGCUCAGGCCAUGAUUUUCUGCCAUACCCGCAAAACAGCUAGUUGGCUGGCGGCAGAGCUCUCGAAAGAAGGCCACCAGGUGGCUCUGCUGAGUGGCGAGAUGAUGGUGGAGCAGAGGGCUGCAGUGAUUGAGCGCUUCCGCGAGGGCAAAGAGAAGGUUCUGGUGACCACCAAUGUGUGCGCCCGAGGUAUUGAUGUUGAGCAAGUGUCUGUGGUCAUCAACUUUGAUCUCCCUGUGGACAAGGACAGGAACCCGGACAACGAGACCUACCUGCACCGGAUCGGGCGCACCGGCCGCUUUGGCAAGAGGGGCCUGGCCGUGAACAUGGUGGACAGCAAGCACAGCAUGAACAUCCUCAACAGGAUCCAGGAGCAUUUUAAUAAGAAGAUAGAAAGAUUGGACACAGAUGAUUUGGAUGAGAUUGAGAAAAUAGCCAACUGAGAAGCUCCCCAGUCCCUGGUGCCGCCCUCGUCCCGUCACCGCCCUUCACGGAGUCCAGGGCUGCUCUGCCCGAGCCUCGACGGUUACCACAGACGAAGACACGAGGAAGACACUGCCUACCUCAUUAAAUUAUGUUUGGACUUGACCAAAAUUUGUGGUAACAGUACAGGACAAAAGCAGGAAACUACAUUUUGAAAAUAUUCUGUUGCGUACCUUUGAAUCUGCUUGCAGUUGGUGUGACUGGCUCCAGGACCUCUGGCUGCUCUCUGGCCAGGAUGUUAGGACCAGCCUCCACCCCUAAAGUGACAUGCGCCACACUUUCCAUGAGGGCUGGCAGGACAGGGUGCAGCUGUCUGGAUGGCGUGAAGAGUUGAGCGCAGAGGCCUUGACUUACUCCUCAUCGCUGGACCUGUGGGGAACAAUUUCCUGCCUCGGGGGUUAUUCUCCUGAAACAAGAGAUGUCCCCACCACCCCUUUUACCUUGGCUCUCUUGGGCAGACGGUGUCCCUCUUGCUGUCUCAGGAGCAUCUGUGGUAACCUCCGAUCUGGGGGGAAUCCCAGCCUCUGGAGAGAUUGGCCAGGCCGGGGUGGGUGAGUCCUCGAGGCUCAGGGCCUGCCUGCCUUUCCUUUCCUUUGGCCCAUCAAGUGGCACCCAGGAGACUCCGGAGACUGUGAAGCCACGCCUGGCCCACUUCCAUGGUUCUGAUCCACAGGCUGUCCUGCCGUGGCAGAGCUGAGUAAGUUUGGAGAGGAAGUGACCGCCUGUGGAGGCUCAGGGUAGGCUCUUACCCACAGAGGUGGUUUUCAUGGCUUAUGUAGUUCAUACAUUGUACGAAUAGGGACAGAAGUUAGCUACAUGCAUCUUUCAUUAUAAGAAAUUUUGGGCUGGGGAUUUAGCUCAGUGGCAAGGUCCCGAGUUCAAUCCCCAGUACCAAAAAAGAAAAAAGAAAUUUUAAUAGUUACGAGAAACACUUUACUAAUCAUGACUUAUUUGUAUUUUUCUGCUUAUUAGACUAAUUUAUGCUCAUUAAAAAUACUCUGUGUGUAUAUAA
This is a messenger RNA of Heterocephalus glaber (naked mole-rat), 2630 nucleotides long. Its product is annotated as ATP-dependent RNA helicase DDX19A. The record is from RefSeq and is a predicted model, not a curated record. Lineage: Eukaryota; Metazoa; Chordata; Mammalia; Rodentia; Bathyergidae. Gene Ontology annotation, molecular function: ATP binding; nucleic acid binding; RNA helicase activity.